Molecule: messenger RNA, 888 nt
Organism: Lepidothrix coronata (blue-crowned manakin)
Lineage: Eukaryota; Metazoa; Chordata; Aves; Passeriformes; Pipridae
Gene: BARX2
Product: BARX homeobox 2
Exons: 4
Coding region: 1-867 (288 amino acids)
Biological process (GO): regulation of transcription by RNA polymerase II
Cellular component (GO): nucleus
Molecular function (GO): RNA polymerase II transcription regulatory region sequence-specific DNA binding; DNA-binding transcription factor activity, RNA polymerase II-specific
Source: RefSeq, a predicted model, not a curated record
AUGCACGGCCACCCCCAGCCCCAUUCCCGGCCCCCUCCCGAAUCCCAGCCGCAUCCCCAGCCGCGGCUCCCCGCGCCCGGCCGGCCCAAGGCAGGCAGGAGGCGCUACAAGACCUUCAUGAUCGACGAGAUCCUCUCCAAGGAGACCUGCGACUACUUCGAGAAACUUUCGCUCUACUCCGUGUGCCCGUCGCUGCUGGUCCGGCCCAAGCCGCUGCACUCCUGCGCCGGUUCGCCCUCUCUGCGGGCGUAUCCCCUCAUCUCUGUCAUCACCAGGCAGCCCUCCGUGGUCCCCCCCCUGCUCCCCGCUGCCACCAGCUCCCGGGUGCUGCCAGCCCAGCCCUGCCCGGGCCCUGGGGGCUCAGAGCCCGUGGCCAGCGAGGCCCAGGGCAGCAGCGAGUCGGAGGCAGAGCAGCCCACGCCCAGGAUCAAGAAGCCGCGCCGCAGUAGGACCAUCUUCACCGAGAUCCAGCUGAUGGGCCUGGAGAAGAAAUUCCAGAAGCAGAAGUAUCUCUCUACCCCCGACAGGCUCGACCUAGCCCAGUCCUUGGGGCUGACUCAGCUCCAGGUGAAGACGUGGUACCAGAACCGUAGGAUGAAGUGGAAAAAAAUGGUGCUGAAGGGGGGCCAGGAAGCUCCAACGAAGCCCAAAGGCCGCCCCAAGAAAAACUCCAUUCCCACCUCGGAGGAGAUUGAAGCAGAGGAGAAAAUGAACAGCCAGGCCCAGAGUCAGGAGCCAGAGGGAUCUCAAGCCCCUGAGGAGCCUAAACUGACAGAGGAGAAGCCAGAAGAAGCCUCGCUGGAGACAGAGAAAUCUCCAGAACAUAUACCAGAACCCUCCUCAGAGGAGACUACACCACUAAGUUAAAAGGGAAAGAAAGGAGGGAAA